ACAUCGAUUCUGUGUUGUUGUAUUGUGAUUGUCAUUGUUGUUGGUUCGGUCAAGAAAGUGUGAGAUAUGGCACGAAGAAUUCUCGGAGCAUAUAUGGGAGACGCUACAGUAGCGUCUCUUUUUAGUGUAAAGAUGUUAUUCUAUCUAACGAUAAUAGCUUUCUCAAUUACCAUAUUGGCAUUGAUGGGAAAGAGCUCAGAUGGUAUUUGGGUACACAGUGUACCAGCAGCGGAUGAGUAUUGUGCAUACAAGUCAUCGUUGCAAGUGAACCACCACGGCAUUGCUUCUUAUUGCAAAUACAUAGUAGCUGUUGCUGCCAUUGGAUUGGUUAUCAGUUUCUUCGAGUUUUGCUAUGCCUUUUUGGGAAUUUUCUUCAAGUGGCAACAGAAACUAUGGUAUGUCGAAGGUGCUAUCAACCUUUUCUUCUGGGCUUGGUGGUUGGUCGGUGCCAUAGUUGCCACAGCGGCAAGACCUUCUACUGGAAUGCUGAACCUGCACAAUAAUAGAACAGAGGUCAAUGCAGUGGAAGCAUUGCUCUGGGCCAAUAUGUGUCUCUAUUUCUUUAACAUUUUCUUUGCAUUCUUUAUCUACUGGGUUGGAGAAACGGGUGGUUGGAUUCCAACGGUUGCCGACUAUCGUGUCUUGACUUCCAUCGAGAAAGAUCAGAAUUUGUCCAAGAGCGCGGAGAUGCAUCAAGAAGAGUCUGCAUGAGAACGAUAGUUUGUGUAAAGUUGAGUUGUUGAAACGAGUUGUGUCUGUUUUGUUGUAGAUGUCGUUGUUAUUGUGUUUUACGUCUUUGUGAGUGACCGCUCUUUGUAGUGUGAUAAAUCGCCACAAAGAUGAAGGAGUUCAAUAAAACUACGUAUCGUUGAUGAGUGUAUAUAUAUAUAUAUAUAUGUAUGUAUGUUUGAC
This is a messenger RNA of Galdieria sulphuraria, 912 nucleotides long. RefSeq lists its product as uncharacterized. The transcript has 2 exons. The coding region runs from base 67 to 711 and encodes 214 amino acids. NCBI's taxonomy places the organism in Eukaryota, Rhodophyta, Bangiophyceae, Galdieriales, Galdieriaceae. The record is from RefSeq and is a predicted model, not a curated record.